CUCCCCAUCAGAGCCAAAGUUUGGGUGGCUUCGCAACACUUUCUCGGCCAGUGUCGUUUAGUUUGCAACUUUUCCUUCCUCUUUCCUCAUCAACAGUCACCCCCACUUUCCUCUUCUCUUCGCUUUCUGCAUCAUAUGUCCACAGAAUAAGGACUUAAGAUAUCUCAGCUCUUUGGCUAUCUCAGCACAAUCAAUCAUGACCUCACAUGUCAAACAAGAUGAUGGAGACUUUGAGAAAGUGUUUGUUACUCCAACACCAAACCAAAACCCCUUGGCUGAGCCAUCGCCCUCACCAUCGCCAUCCGCAUCUACGGCACCCGCUCUGGUUCUAUCAAAUUCAGGGAAGCGAAUUGACCAAGCUGGAAAAAAGAAGUAUGUAAAACAGGUGACUGGCCGACACAAUGACACGGAGCUGCAUUUGGCAGCUCAAAGGGGUGAUCUUGUUGCAGUCAAGCAGAUACUUGAUGAAAUUAAUUGCCAAAUGGAAGGGAGUUCAAGUGGAGCAGAUUUCGAUCAGGAAGUUGCCGAGAUAAGGGCAUCAGUUGUAAAUGAAGUAAAUGAGUUGGGAGAGACGGCACUGUACACUGCAGCAGAGAGAGGGCAUAUUGAUGUGGUUAAAGAGCUACUCAAGUACUCAAAUACUGAAACACUCACUAAGAAGAACAGAUCAAUGUUUGAUCCUCUGCAUAUAGCUGCAUGUCAAGGACAUCAUGCUAUUGUCCAAGUGCUAUUGGAUCAUGACCCUGGGUUAAUUAAAACAAUUGGUCCAUCAAAUGCAACCCCUCUUAUAACUGCAGCUUCUAGAGGGCAUAGUGCUGUGGUUAAUGAACUUCUGUCAAAGGAUUGCAGCUUAUUAGAAAUUUCACGGUCAAAUGGAAAAAAUGCAUUGCACUUAGCAGCUAGACAAGGGCAUGUGGACAUUGUCAAAGCAUUGCUCGACAAAGAUCCACAGUUGGCUAGAAGGACAGACAAGAAAGGGCAGACAGCAUUGCAUAUGGCCGUGAAAGGGGUUAACUCUGAGGUUGUUAAAUUGCUCCUAGAAGCUGAUGCAGCUAUUGUGAUGCUGCCUGACAAAUUUGGCAAUACAGCUUUACAUAUAGCGACAAGGAAAAAGAGAGCAGAGAUAGUUAGUGAGUUGUUACGCCUGCCUGAUACCAAUGUGAAUGCACUGAACCGGGAUCACAAAACAGCUCUUGACAUUGCAGAAGAUCUUCCCCUCUCAGAAGAAUCAUCAGAGAUAAGGGAGUGCCUUUGCCGUUAUGGUGCUGUUAGAGCUAACGAAUUGAAUCAACCAAGGGACGAGCUGCGGAAAACUGUUACACAAAUUAAAAAAGACGUUCACAUUCAGCUUGAGCAAACAAAGAGAACGAACAAAAAUGUCCAUGGAAUCGCGAAAGAGCUGAGAAAACUCCAUCGAGAAGGUAUUAACAAUGCCACCAACUCCGUGACGGUGGUUGCGGUCCUGUUCGCUACGGUUGCCUUUGCAGCUAUUUUUACGGUGCCUGGUGGGGAUGAUGACAAUGGAAUGGCUGUGGUAGUGAGUAGUGCUUCCUUUAAAAUCUUCUUCAUCUUCAACGCCAUUGCACUUUUUACCUCCCUCGCUGUCGUUGUAGUCCAGAUUACAUUGGUUAGAGGCGAGACUAAGGCUGAACGACGUGUAGUAGAAGUUAUCAACAAACUGAUGUGGUUGGCUUCUGUAUGUACUUCUGUGGCAUUCAUGGCGUCGUCUUACAUAGUUGUCGGUCGUAAACAUAAGUGGUCUGCUAUACUGGUCACAGUCGUUGGAGGAGUUAUAAUGGCCGGGGUUCUUGGAACCAUGACUUAUUACGUGGUGAAGUCAAAGAGGACGAGAUCCAUGAGGAAGAGGGAGAAACAUGCUAGGAGUGGCUCAAACUCAUGGCAUCACUCUGAAUUUUCCGACUCAGAUAUCGACAAGAUUUAUGCCCUCUAAGGUAAUGUCAUGGCUCAAGUAGAGGGACAUCAGAUUGCUAAGUAACUGGAGCGAUCAUAACAUGUCAUAGAUUAUUUACGAGUUCAACCACAAUUCCUGCCUUGUAAACUUGGGUGAUAAAGUUUAUCUAUGUAUGAAAGCACUUGCACUGGGCACCUUUGGUUCAAGAGGCUGGGCGCAAUUAAUAAAAUACUGCACCUUAUCUUGUUUUAUA
Messenger RNA from Sesamum indicum (sesame), 2165 nucleotides. RefSeq names its product Ankyrin repeat family protein (gene ITN1). NCBI's taxonomy places the organism in Eukaryota, Viridiplantae, Streptophyta, Magnoliopsida, Lamiales, Pedaliaceae. Gene Ontology annotation, cellular component: plasma membrane. Gene Ontology annotation, molecular function: protein binding. The record is from RefSeq and is a predicted model, not a curated record.